Molecule: messenger RNA, 603 nt
Organism: Cylicocyclus nassatus
Lineage: Eukaryota; Metazoa; Nematoda; Chromadorea; Rhabditida; Strongylidae
Source: the annotation of a GenBank genome assembly
AUGUGGCAUUACUCAAAUGUAUUUGCAUCACUUAUCGCUAAGGAAGCUUGCGCACUAGCUUCUGAAUCUCCUUGGGUACAUCCGAUGAAGAACGCGAGAAAAAAUUCAACUAUCUGCUGGUGCAAAAAACUUUCUACUGCGGCCAAAUCAGGACCUGUAUCGCAGAAGCACUCGAGGGUCCGUUAUUAUCGCCUCAACCAAGGAAAACUCUUGUGCCUUCAAAGAAAUACAAGGCUACGCAGGUCGGAUUUGGUAGAGAGGACAAGGCAAGUAUGACGAAGUCAGAAUGGAAGAGGAAAGCGCUACACAGUAGCGGAAUUUGAUCCUGUCGCUGUCCUGUUUGAUCCUGAUGCUUAAUUUCUGAUCCAUCAUAAGUCUUCUCAUGUAAGGUCGUGCCUUUGCCUCAUUAGUUAAGCAUUUUUUCUCAAUAAUCACUGCUUCAUUUACUUAGUCCCCGCUUAGCUUUAUAUUCAGUACAUGCUUACUUCAUAUCUCACUGUCAAUAGGAUACUCCUUACGCAUUACUCGGGCACUAUUGUGAUUCGAUCUUUUAAGAACUUGAAGAAAUCCUCCCAUUCCCAUCCGUCGAUAUGUUAUAUCUAC